AUGAAAUCGCUCGAGGGCGGCGGCGGCGAGGGUGGAGACGAGGGCGGCGGCGGCGAGGGAGGCGGCGACGGGGGCGGCGCGGCUGGAGGCGAGGGCGAGAGCGGCGGCAUCCCGGACGGCGGCGGGGGCGAGGGCGGCGGCGGGGCGGGCGGCGGCGGCGAGGGUGGCGGCGACGGAGGCGGCAGCGGCGGCGGGUGGGAGGGCGGCGGCGGCGAGGGAGGAGACGAGGGCGGUGGUGGGGAGGGCGGCUGCGACGGGGGAGGCGUCGAGGGCGGGGGUGAGGGCGGAGGCGGCGUCGGGGGCUGCGAUGGUGGCGGCGGCGUGGGGGGCGGCGAGGGCGGGGGCGGCGAGGGCGGUGACGAGGGCGGCGGAGCCGAGGGCGGCGUCGGGGCGGGCGGCGGCGGCGAGGGUGGCGGCGACGGAGGCGGCAGCAGCGGCGGGCGGGAGGGCGGCGGAGGCGAGGGCGGAGACGAGGGCGGCGGUGGGGAGGGCGGCUGCGACGGGGGAGGCGGCGAGGGCGGGGGUGAGGGCGGAGGCGGCGUCGGGGGCUGCGAUGGUGGCGGCGGCGUGGGGGGCGGCGAGGGCGGGGGCGGCGAGGGCGGUGACGAGGGCGGCGGCGGCGAGGGUGGCGGCGAGGGCGGCGGCGGCGAGGGUGGAGACGAGGGCGGCGGCGGCGAGGGCGGCGGCGACGGGGGCGGCGCGGCUGGAGGCGAGGGCGAGAGCGGCGGCAUGCCAGACGGCGGCGGGGGCGAGGGCGGCGGCGGGGCGGGCGGCGGCGGCGAGGGUGGCGGCAACGGAGGCGGCAGCGGCGGCGGGUGGGAGGGCGGCGGCGGCGAGGGCGGAGACGAGGGCGGCGGUGGGGAGGGCGGCUGCGACGAAGGGGGCGGAGAGAACGGCUGUGAUGGUGAUGGUUUCGAUGGUGGUGGGGAAGGGGGCGGUGGUGACGGAGGCGGGGGCAGCGGUGAAGGAGCUAGCGGAGGCGGAGGCGAGGGUGGCGGCGGCGAGGGUGGUGGCGGCGAGGGUGGAGACGAGGGCGGCGGCGGCGAGGGCGGCGGCGACGGGGGCGGCGCGGCUGGAGGCGAGGGCGAGAGCGGCGGCAUGCCGGACGGCGGCGGAGGCGAGGGCGGCGGCGGGGCGGGCGGCGGCGGCGAGGGUGGCGGCGACGGAGGCGGCAGCGGCGGCGGGUGGGAGGGCGGCGGCGGCGAGGGCGGAGACGCGGGCGGCGGUGGGGAGGGCGGCUGCGACAGUGGAGGUGGCGAGGGCGGGGGUGAGGGCGGAGGCGGCGUCGGGGGCUGCGAUGGUGGCGGCGGCGUGGGGGGCGGCGAGGGCGGGGGCGGCGAGGGCGGUGACGAGGGCGGCGGCGGCGAGGGUGGCGGCGAGGGCGGCGGCGGCGAGGGUGGAGACGAGGGCGGCGGCGGCGAGGGCGGCGGCGACGGGGGCGGCGCGGCUGGAGGCGAGGGCGAGAGCGGCGGCAUGCCGGACGGCGGCGGGGGCGAGGGCGGCGGCGGGGCGGGCGGCGGCGGCGAGGGUGGCGGCGACGGAGGCGGCAGCGGCGGCGGGUGGGAGGGCGGCGGCGGCGAGGGAGGAGACGAGGGCGGCGGUGGGGAGGGCGGCUGCGACGGGGGAGGCGGCGAGGGCGGGGGUGAGGGCGGAGGCGGCGUCGGGGGCUGCGAUGGUGGCGGCGGCGUGGGGGGCGGCGAGGGCGGGGGCGGCGAGGGCGGUGACGAGGGCGGCGGCGGCGAGGGUGGCGGCGAGGGCGGCGGCGGCGAGGGCGGCGGCGACGGGGGCGGCGCGGCUGGAGGCGAGGGCGAGAGCGGCGGCAUGCCGGACGGCGGCGGGGGCGAGGGCGGCGGCGGGGCGGGCGGCGGCGGCGAGGGUGGCGGCGACGGAGGCGGCAGCGGCGGCGGGUGGGAGGGCGGCGGCGGCGAGGGCGGAGACGAGGGCGGCGGUGGGGAGGGCGGCUCCAACGGGGGAGGCGGCGAGGGCGGGGGUGAGGGCGGAGGCGGCGUCGGGGGCUGCGAUGGUGGCGGCGGCGUGGGGGGCGGCGAGGGCGGGGGCGGCGAGGGCGGUGACGAGGGCGGCGGCGGCGAGGGCGGCGGCGAGGGCGGCGGCGGCGAGGGUGGAGACGAGGGCGGCGGCGGCGAGGGCGGCGGCGACGGGGGCGGCGCGGCUGGAGGCGAGGGCGAGAGCGGCGGCAUGCCGGACGGCGGCGGGGGCGAGGGCGGCGGCGGGGCGGGCGGCGGCGGCGAGGGUGGCGGCGACGGAGGCGGCAGCGGCGGCGGGUGCGAGGGCGGCGGCGGCGAGGGCGGAGACGAGGGCGGCGGUGGGGAGGGCGGCUGCGACGGGGGAGGCGGCGAGGGCGGGGGUGAGGGCGGAGGCGGCGUCGGGGGCUGCGAUGGCGAGGGCGAGAGCGGCGGCAUGCCGGACGGCGGCGGGGGCGAGGGCGGCGGCGGGGCGGGCGGCGGCGGCGAGGGUGGCGGCGACGGAGGCGGCAGCGGCGGCGGGUGGGAGGGCGGCGGCGGCGAGGGCGGAGACGAGGGCGGCGGUGGGGAGGGCGGCUCCAACGGGGGAGGCGGCGAGGGCGGGGGUGAGGGCGGAGGCGGCGUCGGGGGCUGCGAUGGUGGCGGCGGCGUGGGGGGCGGCGAGGGCGGGGGCGGCGAGGGCGGUGACGAGGGCGGCGGCGGCGAGGGCGGCGGCGAGGGCGGCGGCGGCGAGGGUGGAGACGAGGGCGGCGGCGGCGAGGGCGGCGGCGACGGGGGCGGCGCGGCUGGAGGCGAGGGCGAGAGCGGCGGCAUGCCGGACGGCGGCGGGGGCGAGGGCGGCGGCGGGGCGGGCGGCGGCGGCGAGGGUGGCGGCGACGGAGGCGGCAGCGGCGGCGGGUGGGAGGGCGGCGGCGGCGAGGGCGGAGACGAGGGCGGCGGUGGGGAGGGCGGCUCCGACGGGGGAGGCGGCGAGGGCGGGGGUGAGGGCGGAGGCGGCGUCGGGGGCUGCGAUGGUGGCGGCGGCGUGGGGGGCGGCGAGGGCGGGGGCGGCGAGGGCGGUGACGAGGGCGGCGGCGGCGAGGGCGGCGGCGAGGGCGGCGGCGGCGAGGGUGGAGACGAGGGCGGCGGCGGCGAGGGCGGCGGCGACGGGGGCGGCGCGGCUGGAGGCGAGGGCGAGAGCGGCGGCAUGCCGGACGGCGGCGGGGGCGAGGGCGGCGGCGGGGCGGGCGGCGGCGGCGAGGGUGGCGGCGACGGAGGCGGCAGCGGCGGCGGGUGGGAGGGCGGCGGAGGCGAGGGCGGAGACGAGGGCGGCGGUGGGGAGGGCGGCUGCGACGGGGGAGGCGGCGAGGGCGGGUGUGAGGGCGGAGGCGGCGUCGGGGGCUGCGAUGGUGCCGGCGGCUUGGGGGGCGCCAAGGGCGGAGACGACGCCGGCCCUGGUUAG
Molecule: messenger RNA, 3423 nt
Organism: Emiliania huxleyi CCMP1516
Lineage: Eukaryota; Haptophyta; Isochrysidales; Noelaerhabdaceae
Exons: 2
Coding region: 1-3423 (1140 amino acids)
Source: RefSeq, a predicted model, not a curated record